Exophiala xenobiotica is the source of this 2930-nucleotide messenger RNA. RefSeq lists its product as uncharacterized. Lineage: Eukaryota; Fungi; Ascomycota; Eurotiomycetes; Chaetothyriales; Herpotrichiellaceae. The transcript has 7 exons. Gene Ontology annotation, biological process: DNA-templated transcription; regulation of transcription by RNA polymerase II. Gene Ontology annotation, cellular component: chromatin. The record is from RefSeq and is a predicted model, not a curated record. Gene Ontology annotation, molecular function: zinc ion binding; DNA-binding transcription factor activity, RNA polymerase II-specific; RNA polymerase II cis-regulatory region sequence-specific DNA binding. Bases 190 to 2904 code for a protein of 904 amino acids.
GUCCUAGUGGUGGCCACCUCGUUGAGUGUUGACGGGCGAAAACUGGCGUGGAAGCUUCUCUGGGAGUUGAGCCUCUGCCCUUUGCCUCCCACUCUCUCUUCCCAAGAGUUCAGCACGGAGAAGUAACUACAGAGUUUAUCACACCACCUAACUCUCCCUGAAACCACGUCCUAAUACCACUCGUUCACCAUGACUCUUCUUGGAGGAUCGGUCAUUGUUUUUCCCAAGCUCGAUCCCGCCAAAGACGCUUCACAAAAGGGCAAAAGAAAUCACGUUUGUAAUGUAUGCUCUAGAGCUUUCAAGCGAAGUGAGCACUGCAUUCGUCAUCAACGUGGACAUACUCAAGAGAAACCCUUUGGCUGUCGAGUAUGUCGUCGACGGUACAGUCGGAGGGAUCUUCUGGUCCGACACGAGAGGACUCUGCACACCCCGGAACAACUUGCCAGUGCAAUCGAGGAACAAGAACAACCGUCCAAGAAGCGAAAGUCCCAAGCACUGCCAUCUCCAGUUAGUAGUCCUUCGCGAAACUCGCUCCCUGAAUUAGAAGACGACCCUUCUCUUCCACUGAGAAAGAGUUGCGCUGCCGGUCCAAAGACCAACCAAGCAUCAACACCAUCCAAGGUUUCGACGAUAUCAAAUUUGCUCACUGCCAAUUCACCGACCACGAAUUCUGGUAGCCACCAACCACAAAUGAAGCGCAGAUCGGCAUCGCAGAGCUUGUCAGAUCAAUCCAGUUCUGUCGGUACCAUGCCGAACAUUGCCACUCCUCCGGCACAGGAACCCACCAUGAUGGGAGUCAACAUUGCAGAUUUCAGUGUCAGCCUGCCCGACCUCGACAAGAUGCGUACGUUUCCGACCUCGGUCCCUUUACCAGAUCUCGAUGGUGAUCUGGAAUUUCUUGACUUUUUCGAUCCAUUUCUCGGAAUGGAACCGAAACAGAUGGGAAAUUUCGCCAUUCCGCCUGUGAGCAUGAGUUUAGAGAGCUGGUCGCCCUUGGAACAUUUUUCUUGUUCAAGUCAGACGUCGAUGCAGGAUUAUGGUUUCCUACAAGCCACCGAACAUACGUCCACAGAGCCUGUCAUGAUUGACGGGGGCGAAGCGGCCUUAGCACAUGUGCCGGAGCAUGAUUCAAUCCACGAGCAACGGCCGAGCUUCGAAACUGCUUUUGAAGACAUCAAUCCGGGAAUGGUUCCGACCGAGCCUGGGGAGCAAUCGGCACCCAAACUGGCUCGAACUCCUUUUACCAAACCUCCGGCUCUAUUGUUCACCGAAGAAAUGCGCUCCAACCUGCUCAAAGACCUAUCAACGCGACUUCCACACGAGCAAAUGUCCAACUUCAGAUUGCCUAGUGCACCUGCGUUGCAGAAGUGUAUCCGGACGGCCGUCGAUGCUUUCCAUGUCCAUGUACCGAUCUUCCACCUUCAAACAAUGGACUUUGCAUCUGCACCUUCGCCUCUCCUUCUGGCAAUCUGCGCCAUCGGUGCCCUUUAUCGGUUGGAGCGGAAGAUUGCGGCGGCUUUGUACUUGAAAGCUGAGCAAGCCCUUUCUGCCUCGAGCAAGCGGGGCAGGGACCUCCAUAACAAACCACGCUUCCUGGAGGAUUGGAGCAGGCCGCCGCAGCAAGAGCUGAAAACACACCCCGAGACUCUUUGGCAAAGUCAAGCGCGUCUUUUGCUCAAGAUGUUUGCCACAUUCAGUGGAGAUCCCGAAGUCAUUUCCAAUGCGAUUGCUCAUCUGGGUGACUUCCUCAUCGACUUUCGGCAAUUGGCGCCUGGCGUGAAGGCUGGAAAAGCCGGCGUGGAAGACCUUACCUGGCAAGAGUGGAUCAACAGAGAGAGCAUCAAGAGGCUGCUUUACGGACACGUUCUGUACGGCAAUCUUGUGACGAUGACAUUCGGAAUACCACCGGGCUAUUCAAUUGUAUCAGAUGGGUACAUCGAGAUGCCGUGCGAUCAGAGUCUGUGGGAUGCUCCGAACGCCGAACAGUGGCAAGCACUUGCAGCCGUCAAAGGCAAGAGUUCACCGCUAUCGCUAAGAGAUGCGGUAUCUCGAAUCAUGUACGGCAACACUCCCAAAGCCGUGCCAGAAGAAUGCUGGUCGUGGUCACCUUUCGCCGUCAAUGUCGUCAUCAACGCCGUUUCCAUCCAACUGUGGCACAUUGCACAAGGCUCAUAUUUUCUGGGUGAACUGUCUGGCGUCGUGGGCAAGCCACAAGAGGCGCAGAAGUCACAGAUCUUGACUCAAGCCGAAGCCGCAUUGUCCCGAUGUCGAGCGCUGAUCACUCAAGCACGCACCGACGCAGACUAUGCAUGGACCGAAGCCGAAGGACCGCUGCUGUUCAAUUGUCUGGCUCUCCUGCGAGUCAGUUACUGCCGGGCCUUCACCGGUACAGGCGGGGCGGACUCGACAAUCCUUCUGAAAGAAAGUCACGAAGAGCUCAUGGCGUCGAUUGAAGAUUUUGUCGCCAUGCCACAGGAACGGAGCGAAUUGAUCACGAGAGCCGUCAGUCGGGCGUUUGAAGGCAUGUUGAUUCCCUAUAAGAUGGGCACUUCUCUGCUCAAAAAGACGGCUGCGUUGACUUGGGCUGUCGAGCAUGCUCUUGCUGGUUGGGAUGCUGCUCUGCUGGUCACGAAAUGGGUCCACGUAAUUGAGAUCGAAACGGCCCAAACAGGCGCCGUCAUUAGUGAGUUGGAAGAACAUACAAUGCGUACGAUCAGCAACUUGAUGGCCGAAGUCGAGGAUGACUCUUCAGCGGACCAAGGUAACGUGUCUGUAGCGGCCAAAUUGACACGGUAUUGGGCUGGGUUUUACGAUGAUACGUGGGUAUGGGGCGUUACGCCGCGGAUGGGUUGGGUCUUGAGAGAAUUGGCGAAUUGCUAUGAGAGUAAUUCGCCUGUUUCCUGAUGCAUGACACGCACGCAGAAUAGUAC